Molecule: messenger RNA, 1601 nt
Organism: Salvia splendens (bonfire salvia)
Lineage: Eukaryota; Viridiplantae; Streptophyta; Magnoliopsida; Lamiales; Lamiaceae
Exons: 4
Coding region: 127-1341 (404 amino acids)
Source: RefSeq, a predicted model, not a curated record
UCCACUGUCUAUGCCCUAAUUUUGACUUUUCAUGUCCCAAAUCCCUAAUUUCAAAAUUUCAGGUUAACCAAAGCUGAGCAGAAGUAACCGAGAUUUCAUUCAAAUUUCUGCAACAAAUUUCCUGUCAUGGCAUUUCUAUUUCAGAAGUUUCAAGAGGCAGUCAAGGUGCUUGCGAAAAGUCCUACGUUUGCUAAGCAAGGAAGGCAACUUCAAUUUGAAGCGGAUAUGAACAAACUUUUCCUUUUUACAAGCUACAACCGCUUGGGUAAAAAUGCAGAAGAAGCUGAUGCAGAUGAAAUCAUUGAGAUGGCAAGUAAAGCCAAUCUGGAAGAGCAACAGAAGCAAGUUCAAGAAAACAUUCACGAACAAAUAAGUACUUUCUGCAAGUAUAUGGAUGACAUUCUUCGUCCUGAUCCACGGAUGUCGAACACUCCUAACUCAUCACCGGAAGCAAAAACUGCCCCUCGACGUAGUGGUCUAGGUCUUGCUGUCGGCAGGACCACGCCAAUGGAUCGUAAUCCCAGCAUGGCUGUGCCAGAAACGAAGAUGAUAAAGCGUUGUGAGGUUUCACAAAAUCUGAAGGAUCUCCUUGACUACACUCUUGAAAUCAAGCCGUCUCAAAUUCAACACAAGGAUGCUGGCCAAGGUUUGUUUCUGGAUGGUGAAGCUGAUGUGGGAGCUGUAAUAGCUUUUUACCCUGGCAUCACAUACUCGCCGGCAUAUUACAGAUACAUUCCCGGGUACCCCAGAGUUGAUUUAGAGAACCCUUAUUUGAUCACAAGAUAUGAUGGAACAGUGAUAAACGCGCAGCCAUGGGGUACUGGUGGUGAAGCUCGUGAAUUGUGGAACGGGUCAGGUUCUCCACAGGCUGGGUUGAAUGCUGAAGGUGGUUUAGAUGGCUCGGAUCGGAUGUGGAAGCUGCUCAGUAAACCACUAGAUGGCUCCAAAGCUGGGGGUACAGGAGCUGUUCUCGAAAGGAGACAUCCACUUGCUUUCGCUCAUUUCGCCAACCAUCCAUCAAAGGAUUUGUUCCCUAAUGUAAUGGUAUGCCCCUAUGACUUCCCUCUAACGGAGCAGAAUAUGAGAACCUACAUCCCAAAUGUCCCGUUUGGGGGCGGGCAAGAAGUAAGUAUGAAGAAGUUUGGAACCUUUUGGUUCAAGUCAUGGAAAUCAAGCAGCACCGUUGCAGAUGUUCCUGUUAUCAGGAGUCUGGUUCUAGUGGCGACAAGGGCCAUCUCGAAUGAAGAGAUUCUCCUCAACUAUAGGUUGAGCAACGCGAAGCGCCGGCCUUCGUGGUAUACCCCUGUCGACGAGGAUGAGGAUCGAAGAAGAUGGAGCUAAGCGAAGUGUCUCAGUUGAUUCAAUCAUUCAUUUAAAGUUUGUAGUGUGAGGGAGGUUUCUCAGCAGAGCAUUAAUUCUUAUUUCCUCAUUUUGGAUUUUGAUCAAGUUUCGCUCUUCACUAGUUCUGGGUCUGCUUGUGUUGGUAUGGCAGAGCCAUUCACCACAUUAAACCUUUCUAUGCAAAGAGCACACUAGAUACAUUUAUUGUUGUGAAAUUACCUUAUAUUUGGGAUUUAAAGAAUAAAUUUAUACUACUACUA